CUAAUCUCUCUCUCUCUCUAUCUCUCUCCCCCCCCUCUCUCUCUAUCUCUCCCUAUCUCUCCCUAUCUCUCCCAUUUCCAUUCUCUCUAUUAAUAACAACCAUAGCCCACUUCUUUCUCCCAUGCACUUGUCCUCUUCAAUUCAACCCACUACCUCACUUCUCUUCUCUCCUUCAUAUCAACAAACACUACAAAAUAAUCAUAUAACCACUUUUCUUCUCUCUUUUCUUCUCUGACAACCAACCAACAAACCAACCAACCUAUCUCAUUCUCUCUAUUUAUUUUUCUUCAACUACAAAUUUUUAUAAGCUUCCUAUACCAAUUUACAUCAUCAAGUAUAAGUGUUUCUGACACACUCACACACUUACUAGUUACUGGUUACUACAACCUUAAUAGAAUAAUGUCUAGCAGAAGAUCUCGUUCUAGACAAUCCGGUGCUUCCUCUGAGAUCACUGAUGCUCAAAUCACUGAUCUCGUCUCCAAGUUACAACAACUCAUCCCCGAACUUCGCGCUACCCGCUCCAACAAGGUUUCAGCUUCUAAGGUAUUGCAAGAGACUUGCAACUACAUAAAAAACUUGCAUAGAGAAGUUGAUGAUUUAAGUGAAAGAUUGUCACAACUUUUGGCAACUACAGAUUCCAACAGUGCUCAAGCAGCUAUAAUUAGGAGCUUACUUAUGUAAUAGUGUCUAGUUAUAUAUAUCUAUAAUAUAUAACUAUACUACUACUCUUGAAUUUGUUUGUAUUGUGCAUGUCCUUGUCUCACUUUAUUGUUAUUCUCUUAUCUGAGUAGGGUUUAAUUUGGUUUGUAGACCAAGGAAAAAGGGCUAUAUACUAUAUAACCUUUGUUAGUCCUUGAUUAAAUUAGUUUGUGACACUUAAUUUCCAGUGAGAUUAUGAUAUCUUAUCAUCAUUAUCAUUAUCAUUAUCAAUAUCAAUAUCAUUAUCACUAUGAUUAUCAUUA
Lathyrus oleraceus (garden pea) is the source of this 962-nucleotide messenger RNA. RefSeq names its product transcription factor PRE6. The transcript is spliced from 2 exons. The coding region runs from base 400 to 681 and encodes 93 amino acids. Gene Ontology annotation, molecular function: protein dimerization activity. NCBI's taxonomy places the organism in Eukaryota, Viridiplantae, Streptophyta, Magnoliopsida, Fabales, Fabaceae. Gene Ontology annotation, biological process: regulation of growth; regulation of DNA-templated transcription. The record is from RefSeq and is a predicted model, not a curated record.